Messenger RNA from Phyllostomus discolor (pale spear-nosed bat), 4520 nucleotides. It is a transcript of the gene MLXIP, whose product is annotated as MLX interacting protein. Gene Ontology annotation, molecular function: protein dimerization activity; DNA-binding transcription factor activity, RNA polymerase II-specific; RNA polymerase II cis-regulatory region sequence-specific DNA binding. Bases 137 to 2926 code for a protein of 929 amino acids. Gene Ontology annotation, cellular component: nucleus. Lineage: Eukaryota; Metazoa; Chordata; Mammalia; Chiroptera; Phyllostomidae. Gene Ontology annotation, biological process: regulation of transcription by RNA polymerase II. The transcript has 17 exons. The record is from RefSeq and is a predicted model, not a curated record.
GCCGGCCCGCGCCCUCCCCUUCACGCCCGGCGGCGCACUCGCGGGCAGUCCCCGCGCGGGCCGGGCCGGCGUCCCCUCUGCCUCGCUCGCCCGCGUCGCCCCGGACCCCGGGGGAUGCCCCCGUCCGGGCGCUCCCAUGGCCGCCGACGUCUUCAUGUGCUCCCCGCGUCGGCCUAGCGGCCAGAGCCGCCCGGUGCUGCUCAAACCCCCGGUGCCCGAGGACGACGACGACUCCGACACUGAUGAGCCGUCCCCGCCGCCCGCCUCCGGCGCCGCCAACCCGGCCCGGGCCCACGCGAGCGCCGCUCCGCCGCCGCCCUGGGCCGGGCCGGGCCGCGAGGAGCCUCCGCGCCGCCAGCAGAUCAUCCACAGCGGCCACUUCAUGGUGUCGUCGCCGCACCGCGAGCACCCGCCCAAGAAGGGCUACGAUUUCGACACGGUCAACAAGCAGACGUGCCAGACCUACAGCUUCGGGAAGACCAGCUCCUGCCACCUGUCCAUCGACGCCUCGCUCACCAAGCUCUUCGAGUGCAUGACCCUGGCUUAUAGUGGGAAGCUGGUGUCCCCAAAGUGGAAGAAUUUCAAGGGCCUGAAGCUUCAGUGGAGGGACAAGAUCCGGCUCAACAACGCCAUCUGGCGGGCGUGGUACAUCCAGUAUCUGGAGAAGCGCAGCAACCCCGUGUGCCACUUCGUGACCCCGCUGGACGGCUCCGUGGAGGUGGAUGAGCACCGGCGGCCGGAGGCCAUCACCACGGAGGGGAAGUACUGGAAGAGCCGCAUCGAGGUCGUGAUCCGGGAGUACCACAAGUGGAGGACCUACUUCAAGAAGAGGUUGCAGCAGCACAAGGAUGAGGACCUCUCCAGCCUGGCCCAGGAUGACGACAUGCUGUACUGGAGCAAACACGGGGAUGGGUGGAAGACCCCCGUCCCGAUGGAGGAGGACCCGCUGCUGGACACGGAGAUGCUCAUGUCGGAGUUCAGCGACACGCUCUUCUCCACACUGUCGUCACACCCGCCGGUGGCCUGGCCCAACCCCCGGGAGAUAGCGCACCUGGGGAACGCAGACAUGAUCCAGCCGGGGCUCAUCCCGCUGCAGCCCAACCUGGACUUCAUGGACACCUUCGAGCCUUUCCAGGACCUCUUCUCCUCCAGCCGCUCCAUCUUCGGCUCCAUGCUGCCGGCGCCCGCCUCGGCCCCCGCCCCGGACCCCAGCAGCCCGCCUGCUCAGGAGAGCAUCCUGCCCCCCGCCGCCCUCCCCACCGUGAGCCUCCCCGACAGCCUCAUCGCGUCCCCCACCGCUGCCACCUCGCUGGACCCUGCGGACAGGCCGGGCUGCGAAGGCGCCUCCCAGCCCGGGGACCCCUUCCUGCCGCCUACAGACUUUGGGCCCCCCACGGCCCCGCCCGGGGCCCCGCAGCCUUUCCACCCCGUGUUCCCCGUGCCGGUGCUCGCGCCCAGCCCCGGCCCGCCGCCCGCCGCCCCUGCGGUGCCGCUGGUCCCCCCGCCUGCCACGGCCCUGAGCCCCCCGGCCCCACCCGCCUUCCUGCAGCCGCAGAAGUUUGCCGGAGCCGGCAAGCCCCCCGCUGUGGCCACCCACACGGCCUCCGCCACCCUGCCGCAGGGCGCCUCCGCCACCACCUUCAGCGCGAGCCAGGGCCUGGUCAUCACCACGCACCACCCCACGCCCUCGGCGCCCGCCCACGGCCUGACGCUGUCCCCGCUCACCCAGCCGCCGGCCGUCCGGCCUCCCCAACCCCGUUUAACUUUUGCGCACCCCAAACCUGUGUCCUUGACUGGAGGGAGGUCCAAGCAGCCCCCCAAAAUAGUGCCUGCUCCCAAACCGGAGCCCGUGUCCCUGGUCCUGAAGAACGCGUGCAUCACCCAAGCUGCCUUCUCGGGACCGCCGCCCACGGUGAUCAUGACAGGCCCUCUGAAGCGGGAAGGGAUGCUGGCCUCCACCGUGCCCCCGUCCAACGUGGUCAUCACGCCUGCGCCCAUCGCCCGGGCUCCUGGAGUCGCUGAGUUCCACGGCGGCAUCCUGGUGACGGACCUGGGCCACGCCGCCAGCAGCCAGCCCGCCCCCGUCUCCCGGCUCUUCUCCCCUGGCUCCGGGCCGGACGCCCUGGUGAAGGGCGAGCAGGCCCCACUGCGUGGUGGCAGUCCCCAGGUCCCGGUCCCCGCUGCGGUGUCUGGCCGGGAUGGCGGGAGCUCAGGGCAGGCCUCGCCGUGCGCGUCAGAGCACAGCCCUAGCCCCCAGUCCCCCCAGAACAACUGCUCAGGGAAGUGCUCUGUGGACCCCAAGAACUCGACCGUGCUGAAGAGCCGGCAGAUGAAGCACAUCUCGGCCGAGCAGAAGCGGCGCUUCAACAUCAAGAUGGGGUUCAACACCCUCAAUGGCCUCAUCUCCAACAACUCCAAGCUGACCAGCCACGCCAUCACGCUGCAGAAGACGGUGGAGUACAUCACCAAGCUGCAGCAGGAGCGCGGCCAGAUGCAGGAGGAGGCGCGGCGGCUGCGGGACGAGGUCGAGGCCCUCAACGCCACCAUCAUCUCCUGCCAGCAGCUGCUGCCGGCCACAGGGGUCCCCGUCGCCCGGCGCCAGUGCGACCACAUGACAGGCAUGUUCGACGAGUACGUGAAGAGCCGGACCCUGCAGAACUGGAAGUUCUGGAUUUUCAGCAUCAUCAUCAAGCCGCUGUUUGAGUCCUUCAAGGGGGCGGUGUCCACCAGCAGCCUGGAGGAGCUGCAGCGGACCGUGCUGUCCUGGCUGGACCAGCACUGCGCCCUGCCCGUCCUCAGGCCGACCGUGCUGAGCACCCUGCGCCACCUGAGCACCACCACCUCCAUCCUGACGGACCCGUCCCAGCUGCCCGAGCAGGCCGCGCAGGCCGUCACCAGGAUCGGCCAGAGGCCCGGGGAGUCUUAGCCGCGCUGGGGCGGUGCGUGCGCACAGGACGCCGCGGAGACCUCCCUGCCUAUGGAGCGGAGGCUGACCCCGCGCCUCUCGGGAUGCACAGCCUCGGGGCUGCCCUCCAACGCCGCCGGCCCAGCCGGCCGCAGGCGGCACGCUCAGGUCUGAAGCAGGUUCGGGUCCUGCCGGCAGCAGUAGCCCGUCCUCCGAGCCCCGUGCUGUAAUCUGCCCCUCGGCGACCUCGGUCAACAGCCUCCCCUGCCCGCGGGGCGGCCGGACGGAGGAGGCCGCCGCGGUUCCAGCCCCGCCCCGCCGGGCCACGCCCACCGCUGGAGUUGGAGAACCCCAGGCCCUUCCGGGUCUGCCCGGUCCUGGGCCGGUCUGCUCGCAGUGACACUGCCCGGCUCCGCGCCGCCCCCCGGCGGCUGGAAGGCCUCUCCCCCUUUCUCCAACUCCGACCUUGUGACGGACUUGGACAGCAGCUGGGCUUGCGCCCCGCCAGCUGCCACGAGACCCUCAGGGCUCCCGCGUGCGAGGGCGGAGGGUGCGCGAGGGCACGUGGGCGAGAAGGGAGCGCACACGGAGCGGAGCUGCCGCGGCCCCGGCCGGAAACCUCCCGGGCACCCCGUCUGCUCUGGUUCGGCCUCCCAGGCGCCAGCCCACGGCGGGGCCCCGCCGCCCUGCCCUCUGCCGAGCCAGCAGCGCCGGACGCGCACGCGGGCCCUUCGGGUGCGGCGUUCGGAGGACGGGCCCCGCGGUGCUGCCGCCGGCCGCUCGCCCUUCAGCGCCCGCUCACCCGCCAGCCCCGCACCGGUUCUUGGACCAAAGACCACCCCGUCCUGUGUUCGCAGGAAGACGCUGAGUGUCCACGGGCGGAGCUCCGAGGGGGCCGGCCUCCGCUGUCCCUCGGCAUCGCCCGGUCAGACAGGAAUGCACUGGGCUCAGAGUUGAGCAGGCAGAGGACACCUGGGGCGCCAGGGUGUCCGGUGCGGGGACCGCAGCGGGUGGGCGGAGGGAGACACAGCACGGGGGUUCUCCGGCAGGUCCUCCCGGUCGUGCGGGAGGAGCCGCGGGGGAAGGGCGCUCCCACACUCAGGAAGCCCGGCUCGCCUCCCUGUGAAGGACGUGCUUUGUUGUCCUGCUGUGAAGCUGAGAGAGCCGGCUGGCCCUCCUCGACCCCCGCAGCCAGAGGAGGGGACUGUGGUGCCCGGUGGGCUUCCAGGGGCCUGGGAGCCGUGUGAGGGGGACCACAGCUACCUCCUCAAGUUCCAGUGCGUUUGGAGGCCCCCCUGGUUCCUGGAGGCCCACAGACGGUGCUCGGGGAACCGCCUGGCCACCCUAGCCAUGGGGGUCCUCUCCCGGCUGCCGUCCAUGCUGCCACCUCGGCCGAGGGCCACCGCCCGUCACCUGUCCCGGCCUGUGCCCCGAGCUCACACGGGAGCCGCACGCGGCACCCCUCGCCUCCCCAGAAAUCGUGUUUACAGGCCUUCCCGGCAGGCUGGGCUGGGCUUUCACGGCCCCUGGGAUGCGGCAGGAGAGCCGUCGCUGCCCCCAGGGUCACGCGAAGUCCCCUUCCGAAGGGGAAGACCGAGAGCCCCCCAGGGCCACA